GAAUGUCAUCAAUGUGGUCAAGCCUUUAAAAAAUGCAAUCAUCUCCAACGUCAUAAAAGAACCCGUACUGGAGAGAAACCCUAUGAAUGUCAUCAAUGUGGUAAAGCCUUUAAAAAAUGCAGUCUUCUCCAACGUCAUAAAAGAACACAUACUGGAGAGAAACCAUAUGAAUGUAAUCAUUGUGGUAAAGCCUUUGCACAACUCAGUAGUUUAAAAUGUCAUCACAGAUCACAUACUGGAGAGAAACCCUAUGAAUGUAAUCAAUGUGGUAAAGCCUUUUUACAACACAGUCAUCUCAAAUGUCAUAAAAGAACACAUACUGGAGAGAAACCCUAUGAAUGUAAUCAAUGUGGUAAAGCCUUUGCACAACACAGUAGUUUAAAAUGUCAUUACAGAACACAUAUUGGAGAGAAACCCUAUGAAUGUAAUCAAUGUGGUAAAGCCUUUUCAAAACACAGUCAUCUCCAAUGUCAUAAAAGAACACAUACUGGAGAGAAACCCUAUGAAUGUAAUCAAUGUGGUAAAGCCUUUUCAGGUCACAAUGUUCUCCAACGUCAUAAAAGAACACAUACUGGAGAGAAACCCUAUGAAUGUAAUCAAUGUGGUAAAGCAUUUUCACAACACAGUCUUCUAAAACGUCAUAAAAGAACACAUACUGGAGAGAAACCCUAUGAAUGUAAUCAAUGUGGUAAAGCCUUUGCACAACUCAGUAGUUUAAAAUGUCAUCACAGAACACAUACUGGAGAGAAACCCUAUGAAUGUAAUCAAUGUAGUAAAGCCUUUGCACGUCACAGUUGUCUCCAAUAUCAUAAAAGAACACAUACUGGAGAGAAACCCUAUGAAUGUAAUCAAUGUGGUAAAGCCUUUUCAGGUCACAGUCAUCUCCAAUAUCAUAAAAGAACACAUACUGGAGAGAAACCCUAUGAAUGUAAUCAAUGUGGUAAAGCCUUUGCAAUUCACAAAGUUCUCCAAUAUCAUAAAAGAACACAUACCGGAGAGAAACCCUAUGAAUGUAAUCAAUGUGGUAAAGCCUUUGCACGACUCAGUAGUUUAAAAUGUCAUCACAGAUCACAUACUGGAGAGAAACCCUAUGAAUGUAAUCAAUGUGGUAAAGCAUUUUCACAACACGGUCUUCUCCAACAACAUAAAAGAACACAUACUGGAGAGAAACCCUAUGAAUGUAAUCAUUGUGGUAAAGCCUUUGCAGGUCACAGUAAUCUCCAACGUCAUAAAAGAACACAUACUGGACAGAAACCCUAUGAAUGUAAUCAAUAUGGUAAAUAAAGCCUUUGCAGGUCACAGUUGUCUCCAAUAUCAUAAAAGAACCCAUAAUGGAGAGAAACCUUUGAAACGUAAUCAAUGUGAUAAAAGACUUUUCACAAAGUUAUUGUCUCUAUAAUCAUAAAAGAACCCAUAUUCGAUAGAAACCUCAUGAAUGUCGUCAGUGUGCUAAAGCCUGUGCAUAUCCCACUCAUCUUCAAAACGUUAAAGAUUCCACACUGGAAAGAAACCUCAUAAAAGCAAUCAAUGUGGUAAAUAAAGACUUUUUACAACUCUAUAGUCUCCAUUAUUUUUAAUGAACACAUAGAAGACAGAAACCUUAGGAAGGUAAUCGGUGUAGUAAAGCAUUUGAUGUCACGGUCAUCUAAGGUGACAAAAGAUCACAUACAAGUGAGAAACCACGUGAAUGUUAUGAACGUAGUAAAGCCUUUGUAUGUCAUAGUUCUUUAGGCACACACAAGACAAACUGCACAGCAGAGAAACCCCAAUUUAAAUGUUUGCUUUUCUCAGAGUUUGUUUGGUCAUGAGAUCUGUCCCUAGCCAUUGAAAGGCUGUUGGAGAAACCCUCUGAUUAUACUUAAUGUGGCAAAGCCUUUGCACAAUUUUGUAGUCAUCUUCAUCAUGGAAGAAUUUGAACUGGGUAGAAACAUUGUGAAUCUAUUUAGUAUGGUGAAGCUUUUUAAUUGAGCUUCUUUUUAUGUAUAUUCUUUUUAUGAGACUAUUCAUACUGGAGACAGAUGCUAUGAAUGUCAGCAGUGUGGUAAAGCCUUUAAGUUGUUGGGUCCACUGAGGUUCAACACAACUCACACUCCAGGACAAUGCAAAGGAUAAGAAUUUAUUGGGCUGGGUGGUGGUGGUGCACUCCUUUAAUCCUAGCACUCGGGAGGUGGAUGCAGGCAGAUUUCUGAGUUAGAUGCCCAACUAGUCUAGAGUGCAUUCCAGGACAGCCAGGGCUACACAGUGAAACCCAGUCUGGGAAAAAAAAAUUUAAAAAAAAAAGAAUUUAUUGGAAUUAAGUCACUACUGAUCAGUGAGAGACACAAAAGUAUACUCAGAAGUUUAUCUUCAAAACCCCACUGCCCACACCCAACCUGAGACAGAAAGUUGUAUAGCUUUCAAACACAAAAACCUCAAAGUCCUGGGCCAAUUUACAGCUACAUUUUCUCCCAAAUCAAAACUUAUUUUUAUUGAAUGAGUCAAUAAAUGGUGAUUGCUAA
Mus musculus (house mouse) is the source of this 2498-nucleotide messenger RNA. RefSeq names its product predicted gene, 46305. The transcript has a single exon. The annotation marks the transcript as partial. The record is from RefSeq and is a predicted model, not a curated record. Lineage: Eukaryota; Metazoa; Chordata; Mammalia; Rodentia; Muridae.